ACCACUUUAUAUGCACAUUUAUCGUUGUGGUGUAUAUAGUAAGAAUGGUGGAUUUUAUAGGUUAGAAUUGCAAUUUAUAUAUUGAAGAAAUCGUAAAAAAAUCAAGAUUUUAAUAAUAUUUUCAAGAAUUGUAUUAAUUUAAAAAUAGUUUAUGAUUCAACAUAAUUACCAUUAAAGUGUUCUGUUGAUUUUUUAUUUAAAAAAUGGCUAUAAAGAAAACUCAACGGCAUGCACGUGCAAUGCAAAAAAGUGUACGGGGUUCAUUUAAAAAUAUUGAGAAACAAAAACAAGAAAAGAAAAUUAAGGUGAAGGAUAAGAAAGCCUUGAUUAUUGCACAAGAAAUUAAAUUUGCACGGUUAUUGGCAUGCAAUGAUAAAAAAAUAAGAGACAAGGUUCUGAAAAGCGUCAAAAAAUGGCUAACAGUACGUUCGAAAAGUUCAUUUGAAUUAACAGAAGCAGACUUUAUGAGAUUAUGGAAAGGUUUAUUUUAUUGCAUGUGGAUGUCAGAUAAACCAUUAGCUCAAGAAGAGUUAGCUGAAUCUCUUAGUAAAAUUGUACAUUGUCUGGAUUCUAUGUCAAACAUAAUGUUGUAUACUAAAAGUACUUUACAAACUUUAGCAAUAGAAUGGUUUGGUAUAGAUCAAUAUAGAUUGGAUAAAUUUGCAAUGUUGGUGAGAAGAAUAUUACGACAAACUUUUAAAAUAUGCCAUGAUAAAAACUGGAAUAUUGAAUGGGUACAAGGUCUAAUGGAAAUUUUAGAACAGCUUUUAUUAGACAAAAAAUUUUGUUUAGGUUUUAAAAUGCAUGUAACAGAGUUGUAUUGGGAAGAAAUUGCAAAGGUCAGCUGUGGAAAUUUACCAGAAGAUGUUGUUACAAUGCUUAUUAAACCAUUUAUUGCCUAUUUGGCUACAAUAGAAGAAGAAAGAUUAAUUAAGCACAUCAUGAGACAUAUUUUCAGAUAUCUUAUCUUUCAGUCCAAUAUUGGAAUAGAUUAUAAAGAAAAAUUUGAAGCAUGGAAACAAGCUGGAUUCCCAUGUGGUAAUAUUGAAGUUAUGCAAAAAAUUGAAGAAUCUGAUGAAGACAGUGAUGAAGAUACAAAAAUACUUUCUAAAAAAGAAUUAACAGAGACUACGGAAAAAGCUUUAGACCCAAGAGCUGGUAGAGUGGACGUUGAAUUGCCACAAAUAAGUUUUAAUGCUAAAAAAAUAGUUGAGUUAAUUAAACAAUAUAAGUUUCAUCCGUUAUCAACAACAAAGUCACGAAGGCAAAUCGCGCGUCUUAUAGAAGAAUUUACAGAGGUUUCGGAAGGUAGAAUGCCUCUUGGUAUAAAGGAAAUAGCAGUUAUAAACAAAGAUAGAUCAAAAAUGGAUCCGAAAAAAGCUGCAUUACGUUUAUUAAAAUUUGAUGAGGAAUUAUAUUCAGAUAGUCACAGAAGUAAACGAAAGAGGAAGAAAAAUGAACAAUUAGAUGAAAAUUUAAUUAAUGAAUCACAAGAAAAUGUCACGGACGAGGGUAUUACUUUAGAAUCAAAUAAAGAAUUAAAUAAAAAGAAAAGAGUUAAUCAAGAUUUAAAAUAUAGUUUACAUGAAUCCAAUGAAACAAUAGAAUCAUCAUGUUCAAAAGAUUCGAAGAUGACUAAAGUAUCAGCAUUGAUUAUUGAUCGUUCUAAAAAUAAACAAAAAAAACGAGAUCAACUUGAAAGUGAAAUUCUAAAACAUAAGAAAAACGACAUAGAUACAGUCAUAUCUAAUAAAGUAAAUAAACAAAAAGUAGUGAAAACGAAAUCAACUUUAAUUAAUGAAAAAAAUACAACUAAAAAUAUAAUUAUACAUAAAUUGAAAAAAUUGAAGAACAAUAUGUGUGGACAAUGGGAUGUAUCGGAUAAUGUUCCACCCAUUCCUUUGAGUCGCACUAAUGACAAUGAAAGUAAAAUUAAUAAUGUAUGUAAUGGAGAACUUAAUGCAUCGAUAUCAAGCGAUACAAGUGAUGUAACAUUUGAUAAACAGAUAGAAUGGUUGAGGCCUACAUUAAAAAAAUCUAUAAGAUCAACUGAACACGUCCAAGAACAAAAUAAAUCUGUUAAUGAUACAGGAUUGAAGAAACGCGUAAAGAUCGUCUUACAACGUAACACUGCCCAACAUACAUCUGAUUAUAUUCAACAAAUUCGGAAAAGUCCAGCUAUCCCUUUUGAUGCUAAUAAAAAACCUUUAGUUGGUGUUUUAAAAGCUAGCCCUAUGCCAAGUCCAGUAAAUCCAUUUUAUAAAAGACACGUCAAAUAAAAAUACAAUUAUGCAAAGAA
Vespa velutina is the source of this 2299-nucleotide messenger RNA. RefSeq names its product ribosomal RNA processing protein 1 homolog (gene Nnp-1). Gene Ontology annotation, cellular component: nucleus; preribosome, large subunit precursor; preribosome, small subunit precursor. The coding region runs from base 204 to 2279 and encodes 691 amino acids. NCBI's taxonomy places the organism in Eukaryota, Metazoa, Arthropoda, Insecta, Hymenoptera, Vespidae. Gene Ontology annotation, biological process: rRNA processing. The transcript has 7 exons. The record is from RefSeq and is a predicted model, not a curated record.